UUCAGCCUCCGCGCGAGUCGAGGCGAAAAAGUAGUGUUUAUUUCACUGAGGCUCUCCGAAGAUCAAAAAAAAUCCGAGCCAUCCGGUAGUUUUAAGUGGUAGAAUUCGCUCUAGUUAAGCACAAAAGGUCGCAACAAAUGGCUGAAGCCGACAAAUUAAAUAUCGAUAGUAUCAUAGCUCGGCUAUUGGAAGUACGCGGAGCAAGACCUGGCAAAAAUGUACAAUUAACCGAAAGCGAAAUCCGGGGGCUGUGCCUCAAGUCCCGGGAGAUUUUCCUCUCGCAGCCGAUUUUACUGGAACUGGAGGCGCCACUUAAGAUUUGCGGUGAUAUCCACGGUCAAUAUUAUGAUCUCCUUCGUCUGUUCGAAUACGGGGGGUUUCCCCCAGAGUCGAAUUACCUAUUCCUUGGCGAUUACGUCGAUCGUGGGAAACAAUCAUUGGAAACCAUCUGUCUUUUGCUCGCCUACAAAAUAAAAUAUCCCGAGAAUUUCUUCCUUCUUAGAGGUAACCACGAGUGCGCCUCAAUCAACCGCAUAUACGGAUUCUACGACGAAUGUAAAAGGAGGUACAAUAUAAAGUUAUGGAAAACCUUCACCGACUGCUUCAACUGCUUGCCGGUGGCGGCGAUCGUCGACGAGAAGAUUUUCUGUUGUCAUGGUGGCCUCAGUCCCGACCUCCAGUCGAUGGAACAAAUCCGAAGGAUAAUGCGACCAACAGACGUGCCCGACCAAGGCCUUCUCUGUGACCUGUUGUGGUCAGAUCCUGACAAAGAUCAAAUGGGCUGGGGUGAAAAUGAUCGUGGUGUUAGUUUUACUUUCGGCGCCGAAGUUGUGGGAAAAUUCCUCCAUAAACACGACUUUGAUCUGAUUUGUCGAGCCCAUCAAGUCGUUGAGGACGGGUACGAAUUUUUCGCCAAACGGCAACUUGUCACGCUUUUUAGCGCCCCAAAUUAUUGCGGCGAGUUUGAUAACGCGGGAGCGAUGAUGUCAGUGGACGAAACGUUGAUGUGCAGUUUUCAAAUCCUGAAGCCGGCCGACAAGCGGAAGUUUCAGUAUAACAUGAACGCCGGAAGGCCGGUGACGCCACCUAGAGGAGGCACUAAUAAAAACAAGAAGAAGUGAAUAUAAUUUAUUUUUAAGAUUAGGAUAGCUCUUCGUCUAUAAUUUUAAUCAUUUUAAAUACUAAUACUGUACUGUUUCAAGUAAUGUAUGAAAUAAGGUCUAAAAUUUGUUUUCUUGUCACACUUAUUUAAGUAUUAAAUCACGUGAUGUUAGAAUAACGCCUACUAUGUGAUCGUUUCAUCCAAGUACUGUUAGUAUUUAAAAUGGAGCUGAGGCCAUUUUUGGGUUAUUUUUAGUUGAUAUAAAUCGUGUAAUUUAUUUAAACCAGGAUGUGAACGAGGUGAUGAUCAUAUCAAAUACAAAUAAUGGAAAAUGGCUCUAAUCAGAUUCAAACAUUUACAAUAGGCUGUAUUUGUUUUUAUUUUGGUUUUUAUCCAUCUUGUUUGUUUCUUUGACGUUUAAAAGGCGAUUCUAUUUUUCUAUAUGUAAGGGUUAAGUUUCACGUUUGGCCAAAAUGAAAAUGAAUGGUGGCAACUUAUUAUUUUUUAUCCAACCGUUCGUUCCGUUGACAUUUGUACAUAAUUGCGUUCCAAAACCACCUGUUUCUUUGAUCUGCGUAACUUUUGUCUUUAAUAAAGAUUUUAACAAUUUUCUUUUA
Molecule: messenger RNA, 1719 nt
Organism: Tribolium castaneum (red flour beetle)
Lineage: Eukaryota; Metazoa; Arthropoda; Insecta; Coleoptera; Tenebrionidae
Product: serine/threonine-protein phosphatase alpha-2 isoform
Exons: 5
Coding region: 138-1121 (327 amino acids)
Cellular component (GO): nucleus; cytoplasm
Molecular function (GO): protein serine/threonine phosphatase activity
Source: RefSeq, a predicted model, not a curated record